Molecule: messenger RNA, 1905 nt
Organism: Cantharellus anzutake
Lineage: Eukaryota; Fungi; Basidiomycota; Agaricomycetes; Cantharellales; Hydnaceae
Exons: 9
Coding region: 1-1905 (634 amino acids)
Source: RefSeq, a predicted model, not a curated record
AUGCUAUGUCCCCCAACAACUAGACAAAAUGGUAGCCCCCAAUCUGGUCCUCUGAUCAUCAGUGAUGUUGAAGAUCAGGACGAACCAUCCACCACGGCACCAGACCCCCCUCCUCCAAGUAACAGAACUGGCAUCCGCACCGGCAUAAAGCUCGAUUUUCCACCUGGUCAUUCCCCCUACAACUCCUACCCGAUUGCAUGCAUGAUGCUACUAAGCUUGAGUGGGACCUUGAGUUCCAUCAGAGCAUUUUGUACCUACACCCUUGGGACUGCAAAUGUCCCACUACAGCUGGCCCUUGCUGUCAUCCCUGUCUUCGCAUUCUCCAGCAGAAAAAGCUACAGGUACUGGCCUUGGGGCACACUCCGAAAAGCAUUGCAACAGGCACAGCAGCACCUGACUACCAAGAACCGGUGGGUCUUCAAUGCAAGUGUCAAGCUGGGAAGGAGAACACGCACCAUCGAUGACCAUAAACACCUUAUGAUGAUAAUCUCAUCUGGCGAUGUGAUGCGUGCUGAUGCAGUUAUGUGGGCAGGACUAAGGAGGAAUAUGAGCAUUAGUGCUCUUAUUCUCUUAUUUUCGAAAGCAGCCACUAGAUCAUAUUCUGUCAAAUCAUUUAUGGAGCAAGAGAUGCAAUUAGGGAUCUUGUUUCUGCGACUAGGGGGGAAUCGGCUUGCAAGCAUUGCCCACAAGGCCCUAGGCAUGCCAGUCUCUCUUCAAGCAGGGAUAUCUACCGAAAUUCCCCCCAUAAGCUCACCAUAUUCCAGCCCAUAUAUAUUGAUGUUUGAUGAGAUCAAGAUUGAGGAAGUUCCUCGGUACAAUGUGGUGAUGGACCAAAUUGUCGGGAUCUGUUGCAAACAUCAAGCUGGGUAUGCACUUCAAUCUGAGUCUGAACAUGAGGCAUAUCGGUUAGCAGAAGGUGUGAGAGAUGGGGAAAUUCAUCUAGCAUCAGAGGCUACCAUUGGAGCAAUAGGUUUCCUUUCAUCAAGUCCUCAAAUAUACAAUGCACAUCCCAUUUUGAUAUUGCCAACAUGUAAACACGAGAAGGCUGGAGACCAUGCUGAAUUAAUCAAGUCUGUUGCAAAAUCUUGCAAGGCUCAGCUACCAGGCUCAUUGUGGAAGCACCAUCUCCAUGAAAAUGGGGUCUCUUCUGUUGUCCUCAACGGGCUCUUGAACCCUGCAGACAAGCAGGAUGUACCCAAGGCACUGGAAUUGCUCAAAGCAGUCUGGGACUUGCCUCUCACAGAGGUGUGUGGCAACAAGCCUGAAUGGGCAGCACAGCGUCGAGCUCUUUCCAUGUUUGGGCAACUAUGCUAUAUGCUUCUGACACACCCAAGUGCUGUGUUGCAUCUACUGCUCAUCCUCUUUCAUGCAAACCCUCAAAAGGGACAUUUCCUGCUGACCCAACUCUAUGUGGACAUUCAAAUAAUGAUCAAGAAUCCAAGGUGGACCCAGACAUUACCCACUUCUACAUUGUACUUCUCGGAACAGAUCGACUUGAAGUUACUUUUGGGAUCUUUUGACUAUUGUGGGCAACAAUGCAAAUGCGGACACCUUACAGCUAACUACUCAACUAUCCCAUUCUGGCCCUUUGGGAAGGUCAGCAUAAGUGGGGUCGUGCUCCUCACUGCUUGGCAAGAUGGUGCCCUACAUGCCGGAACAGUGGAUCCCAACAUUAGAUCUCGAUGCAAUGCACUACCUAAGGAUGGGACAGUAGAUAUCCUCUCUCCUCUUGGAGAGCUGGUUAUCAAGAUGGAUAUGACUAGCAAUCCAGAUGUGGACAACUUAGAAAUAGAAGACAGAGAAGAUGUUGGGGAUGCAACAGCAGUCUACCAGCCUGAUGUGCAUACCAGUGGUAUCUGGGAGAGCACCACUGUGGCCUUGACCUCGAAGAUGUCAUUAAUUUGA